Fonsecaea nubica is the source of this 2754-nucleotide messenger RNA. RefSeq lists its product as hypothetical. The record is from RefSeq and is a predicted model, not a curated record. NCBI's taxonomy places the organism in Eukaryota, Fungi, Ascomycota, Eurotiomycetes, Chaetothyriales, Herpotrichiellaceae. The transcript has a single exon. The coding region runs from base 1 to 2754 and encodes 917 amino acids.
AUGCAGCGGCUUUUCAAGACCAACAAGUCGCAGGCCUCCAUAGAAGACCCUCAGACACACCCUGAUCCACAUCUGCAUCAGCAGCAACCGCAACAGCCCCAACCUCAGCACCAAGGACGUCAACAACCUUACUUCGACCCUCAGCAACAGCAUCAGCAGCACCAACUCUAUCCUCAACAGUCUUCGCAACCACAUCAAGUGAACGAUCUCCAUUAUCAGGGGCAAGCCUCGGAAUCCCUGUCCCAACCUCAACCUCAAGCUGCCCCUCCCCACCCGGGACGCACCCAAAGUGCUCGCAGUUCGUCCAUCCCGGACGUGUAUGGAAGCCAAAGGCCGCAAGUAAACAUUGUGCCUCCGCUGUCCCAGCAGCAAGCCUUCAUUCCCGAAGGCCCAGCCCCAAUACCGGGGCAGACGACGUUUGGCCAAUCGAGGCAGGUUCGAACACUAGAGGACAAGGAGCACAAACGAUCUAAGCGCAGUUUCAUCACGAGCUUGAUCAAGGACAAGAGCAAGGACGAAGACAAGCAGAGGGAAAAGGAAAAAGAAAACGGUCCGCCUGAGCGCAAACCUCUUGGACGAUCAAGUUCGGUACAUCUUUUGAGGAAGUCGCAUCCUCCUGAACUCAUAACCCGCGACCAAUAUUCGACUCAGACCUCGCCGCAAUCUCAGCACCCUGCCAGACAUUCGACAUAUUACCCUGCCCCACCAUCGACAGAAGCCUCAGCCGCACCUAUAGACCAGACCCCGGAUCAAGCCCAAUACGAGCAAUACCAGAGACCUCAGGCCCAAUUUGACUCUCCACAAAGCCAGCUAACGCAUCAGUCCGUUGACUACGCUGAAGACGCUCCGCACUUCAGCCCUCAACACGAGCAGUACCAGGCAUAUCACCAUAACGAGUCUGCCAGCACUUCGGAACACUACCUGCCAUACCAACCCCAGCAGUCUCGAUCCAACAACGCAGAGUCGGACCCGUAUCACCACCUUCGACCACCCUCACAGGCAUCUCUGGGCCCUCCUUCUCCUAUCAAUACUCCGGCUCAUCCUCAAAUUAUCCAAGACUCUCGCCCUUCUACGGCCGCAACCAAUCGUUUUUCCUCGCAGUCAGCCACUCAAGGCCAACAGCCACUCCAGACCACCAUGGCAAGAGGCGACCCGCCCAAUGGGGGCAUUCGCCAGCAGUUAUCUCAGAGAGAGCCCCGGUCUGACGACCAGAAUCAGUAUCAAAGCCAAAGCCAAGCGGACCCAAGGGUGAGGAUGUCUCAGCAAGCUGCUUCUGAGCAAGGUCGAAGCACACCUCCCCCCAGAAGCCGGGAAGAUAUCAGCCAAUUAGACUAUAACCAGCUACUACAACGUCACGAGGAGUUACAGGCGAAAUAUUCCAAGGUCAAGCGCUAUUACUUUGAACAGCAGGCUCAAGUCACGCAGCUUCAAAAUACUGUAGCAACCCAGCGGCUUUCCAUGUCCAAAACGUCCCUUGACGAUGCCCAAUAUACAGCGAGAUUUGAACGUCUUAGUCAAGCGAUCAACAACCUUUCCUUCAAUAUCCGGAAGAAUUGGCGGGCAAUCCCACCAUGGCUGCGACAUGUGUGCAACCAGGAUGCUCACACUAUUGGCACGAAAGAAAUGACUGCGAUAGGACGAGCUUGUAUUACUCGGUGGCUUUACGAGAGCAUCUUCCAGCACACGUUUCAUCCUGGCAUUGAGCCGUCCUUGUCCGCGCAGUUGAAGCACAUCGAACAUAACUUGCGUCGUGGGGGGCACGCUGGUUCUCUCUUGACAGACGAGCAGCGGGACGAUCUGACAACCAAAAUCACAACCUGGCGACUCACGACCAUUGAAGGGUUGCAGGAUGUGCUCAAUUCGUCGCAAGUGGAACAUUACACGGAAACUAUGAACAAGCACUAUACCCAUCAGCUCACCGAAUCACUGAAAGCAAAUUUGACGGAUCCCCCACCCCCCGGGCUUGUCGAGGGGGUUGGCAUGAUUGUCGGACAAGCCAUUGGCAUUGCGUCCAAUAUCCCGCUGGAGUCGCGAGAGAUUUGUAUCGAAUAUUUCAUGCCUGGGACUCCUGUGAAUGAGACUUAUAUGAAAAUCGAGCCACAAAUCGUCGCCUUGACCAACCCUGGUCCAGAUGAACGAGUGCUCCAACAACAAGCAGCUCAAGCCAAGGCCCAAGAGCAGGCGCGAGCACAGGAAGAAGGUGAUCAGAUGAGCACGGCCAGCACAGACGAUGGACCACGAGACCGGGAUGUAGAGGCUGAGAUUCGUGAAGCCGCUGGCAAAGCUGCGUCGCAAGCCGCCCAGCCCGCAGGGGCGGGAGGCCAACAGGGACGAAACGAAAGCGGGACGGGCACCGGCAGCCAAACGACCGUCAAGGGUGUAAGCGAGAAACACUCGAAAAAGUCAAGUUUCCUAGGCGGCUUCGUCAACAAGAAGCCCUCGAUUUCGGCGCGUGGUGAGGGCCGUUCUGAAGGUAAUCCUUCUUCUGGAAACGACGGCGACGAUCAACGUGGGCAUGUCAGAAACAGCAUGGCAGUCGACCCGGCACAACUGGCACCUCCACCUGGCGCAAACGAGGGCCGGAUCAGAUUUGCGGCUUUCGUGGCGGUCGAGGUCAGAGGGAAGGGACCGACAUCUGGUACAUCCGGAGGUGGAGGGAACAAUGGAAAAGAGCCUGGAUCCGCUGGUGCAGCAGGAUCGACCCCACAAUCUGCAGUGAAUGUUCUGUUCAAGGCACCAGUCUACGAGUUCUAA